AGAGAAAGGCGAUCAGUAGGAGAAGUAGACGGAUUAACAACUAGCACUGAGGGACAAGAUAAAAUGAAAAAAAAAGCUGGGAUUGACUGCAAAGAAGUGAAGGAAACAACACUUGUUUACUGACCAAUACUUAAAGAUCAGCAGAUGCCAACAAGUGGGAAGAAGAAACCAAAAAAAGAAAGUAAAAUUAGGCAAGAAGUUCAGGCAUAAGGGUCAGUGCUAGCAGAGAGGAACUGGCGCUUUAUCAGGAAGCAGGUGGAGCCAUUACAGAGAGACACCGGUGUCCGGCAUCACAACUACCAUGUACAGUGGAUAUGGAGGGAGUCCAUCACGAACUCUGUCCACCAUGUCGCUGUCUGUCCGUCCAGUCAGACGCAUCACAUCCAGGUCCAUCACUAGGAGCCAGAGCUUCACUGGAGUUAACACACAGGAGAGGCCUUACAGGAACCUCUCAGUGUUCAGCACUCCUGGUAUCAGCAGGAAGUCCAGCCGAGCGAGUGGACUCUUCACUAUGUCUACCAAAGCCAACCCACCACCGAAAGUUCCUCAACCAGAGCGGCUGGAUGAGGUCUACAAUGCUCUGAAAAGAGGGCUCCAAUCUUACCUGCAUGUUUACCAAAUGGAUCUGGAAAACAUCAACAGACAGAUUAGAAUGUCUAAGAGAAACUCCAGACUGGGUUUCCUUUAUGAGUUAGAUAAGCAAGUUAGGGUGAUUGAGCGGUACAUCACAAAGCUGGAGUUUCAUCUCAGUAAGGUUGAGGAGUUUUAUGAAGCCUAUUGCCUGCAGAGGAAACUGAGAGAUGGAGCACACAAGAUAGUGAAGGCAUACACAGCCAACCCAGGAAGCAAGGAGGCCAAGGAGAGCCUGGGAGAGGCUUCUAAAGGAUACAAGGAAUGCACGGAGAAUAUGUGUGUGAUGGAAAAUGACUUUGAGAACCAGCUUGGAGAAUUCCACAUCAGAUUGAAAGGUCUUGCAGGAUUUGCCAGGUUGUGUGCAGGGGAUCAGUAUGAGAUCUUUAUGAAGUAUGGCCGACAGCGAUGGAAACUGCGGGGAAGGAUAGAAAUCAACGGCAAGCAGGUGUGGGACAGUGAAGAGACGGUGUUUCUCCCUCUCAUUAAUGAGUUCCUCUCUGUGAAGGUGACAGAACUGAAGAGCUUAGCCAAUCACGUGGUCGUAGGGAAUGUUUCCUGUGAAAUGAAAGACCUGUUUGCUCCACUCACCCAGGUGGUUGCUGUGGAUAUAAAUGAUCUUGGCACUCUUAAACUUAGCCUUGAAGUUACCUGGAAUCCAUUUGAUAAAGAUGACCAGGCUGGUCUUGUCAACAAAACACCAACAGUUUCAUCAAACAUCCUCAGACAACCAGGGACACCACCCGUACGCAGUCAACCCUUCCCUAUUCCUGACGACAGUCCAGAUGGGGAAGUAAAAGAGCCGCCCUGGUCAAUCUCAGACUCAUCUGAUGACUCCGCCGGCCGUCAGUCGUCUGUGCCGGUGGAACCCAGCUCUCCACUUCUCAUGGGUGGGUUAAGGACCUCAGGAACUGAACCUGCAUCAUUUUCUUCUCAUCAGCCCGAGGUUCACUAUUCUCCUCCUCCUACUGAGAUUCCCAAUGGGAGUUCCACUUUAAAGGCUUCCAACAUCCAAUUUGCAUAUGUAGGCGACAUCCCCAGGAUGAUGGAAGAGGAACCAGUAACAAAUGGCCUUCUUGAGGAGCUGGAUUUGGUGGGAACCAUCAGCCCCAGCCCAGUACACGGGCAGUCUUACGCUCGCUCUCUGAGUCACAUCAGUGAGAGUAGCACCGAUGGGUUUGUGGAUUCAUCAGUUGGUGAUUCAGGAGAUGUAACCUCUCUGAUGUCUGGGAUCUCUAUAAAUGACAUAGAGAUCCCCCGUAGAACAUCUGAACCAGCAAGCUCCUCCCUCAUGCACACUGACAUUCCACCAAGCCUCUGUGUUGUGGAGGAAAUCCCAAAUGCCAGUCCCAUUCCUGACCCACUCAUUCAUCCACAUGAAGAAUCCUUUUUUCCCCAGGUUGAGAGGGAUGAGCCAAACAGAUUUUAUCCUGACUUAGAGUACACAAACCCAUCCACAACCAGCAGAAAUGGGACCUACAGAGCUCAAAAAGUGCUGGUGACAGAGGACAGGCCAUGUGUGGGAGCAAGUUGGUUACCUGGAGGGAGUGACAGUGUGGUGGACAGUGAGCUGGAGGAUGCCCUGGAAAUUCUUCUUUCCUCUCUGGAUGAUUAUAGAGGACAGUUUCCUGAGUUGCAAACACUUGAACAAAACCUAAGGCUCCUGCAGGUAACUCUGAAGGGGACCAGUCACAGCCGUUCAGCCAGCUUGGCCAGCCUCUCAGUGGAAUCAGCUUUGGGCAGCUUUGACUUUCUAUCUGACUGUGAGGAAGAGGAGGAGAAGAUGAGUAACAGGAAGAUGAGGAAUGGCAGACAAGAGCAUGGGGACUGGGACAGUCCUCCCCUCCUCCAUUCACCUCUCACCACCAGCUGUGCCACUCUGGACUCCUCCCUGGUGGUCCAUCUGAAGAACUGCACUACACAGCUUUUGCGUCUUGGCACGUUUGGUCCCCUGUGCUGUGGAGAGAUGUACGCCUUAGACAAACUGCUGAGAGAGACACGUGUCUUUGAAAUCAUCCUUCGAAUCGUUAGGGACAACCCCAACCAGCCCAGGCAGCCUGCUGAAGUGAUACCAGAGCUGGGCCACUGCUUCGGUGCCCUGUCCCUCUGGGAGCAGAGUACAGAGUGCGGCACUGUGUACUGUGUCUCUGUUGAGAACUUUCUCUCCACUUUGUCUACAUCAUACUCCAGCAUGGCUCAUGGAGGGGCUGAUGCAGUGUUCUUAUGCCUGGUUGAGCAAAUUUUGGAUCAGAGGUUACCACGACGAGGCAACACAGGCAAAGGAAUUAUCACAGUGUUUCAGCUGUGGAGUUACUUGGAGUCUAACGGGAUCAGUGACAUUGAGAUGCACAUCGCUGAGCUAGCAGAAGAGGUGUUCCUGGUGCUGAGCCUCAGAUCAACUGACCUGGAUGUAAUUAUAAAUACUUUGAGACGGCCUCCUGAGCGCAACCUGAGGAGAGGAGAGCUCCAUGCUGUUGCCAAGUUAUUGAAAGAUCCACGAGGCAAAGUGUCAACAUCUGCCAGCUCUUUACUGAGAGGCCUGACUGCUCAGCCCACACAGAGAGAACAGGCUUUGGUGCACUGCUUGGAGCUGCUGGAAGAUGAAGACAUAGACACCAGAGUGUGUGGAUGCAAAGCUUUGGCAUGUCUCAAGGCCAAAGAAAGCAUUGAGCAGCUGGUGUAUAUUUGUCAGACAGACAAGGAAGAUGUCCGAGAUGCUGCCAAACAAGCACUGCUGACACUGGGUGAGGAAGGAAAGAUGGCCUACAGACACGUGGAAAUAUCUCAGGACAGCUUGCCGAGACUCUUUGCUCCAGGAAGCAUGGCCAGCACAGCCUUCUGACCGGACCCAGCUUCUGGCAGUCCCAGCACAUCAACAACAUGGCACCACAGUAUCUACUGUGUCCAUCUGCUAAUGUGGAGAACCAGCUAUAACUUAAACCUUUAUUAAGCAGUCAUUUAUAGUUAGGAGUACUUCAAACAAAUUUGUCACAAAUGAUCACAUUUCUGAAAUAUUAGCUAAAUUAACAAAGAAAUGAAGUUCAACCUUCAUUAUUAUACAAUAUGAAGAACUUUUAGUGUUACCCAAACAGAGAGUUCCAGCGCUGGCUUAUCAGCCAGCGCUGGAACUAAAUGGAGUCCAGUAAAGGCUCCAUUCAGUAAGCUGUUGCUGCUCCUUUUGUCA
Molecule: messenger RNA, 3814 nt
Organism: Xiphophorus couchianus (Monterrey platyfish)
Lineage: Eukaryota; Metazoa; Chordata; Actinopteri; Cyprinodontiformes; Poeciliidae
Gene: ripor1
Product: RHO family interacting cell polarization regulator 1
Exons: 24
Coding region: 302-3472 (1056 amino acids)
Source: RefSeq, a predicted model, not a curated record